Molecule: messenger RNA, 2012 nt
Organism: Lepisosteus oculatus (spotted gar)
Lineage: Eukaryota; Metazoa; Chordata; Actinopteri; Semionotiformes; Lepisosteidae
Source: RefSeq, a predicted model, not a curated record
CUUGUGAAAAUGGAAAAAUCUGUAUAAUCCAGGCCAUGCAGCCCUGAUUCCCUGGAACGCCAAUAGCCUCAGGUGCUGCCCCUGCCAGGAUCAAGCCCUGGCCCUCUCAGAUUCAUGAUAUGAAUUGGAUCAAUUAGGAAUAUGUUACUGUUAAUGAGUUUAGAGAGGAGGAAUUAACAAUAUUGAAAUCACUGCACACAUAUAUACAUACAGUAUACACAUAUAUAGCCACAUACACAUGAGAAACUGCUGCCAAUGAGAAAUGUUAAUGUACUGAGGAUGCCAGUGUUCCUAUCUUAACUCCCUUCCAUCUUUGUUUUCCUUUCCACUCCCUUCCUGCCUCCUUCCAGAUCAGACAGUUGAAAGGACCGUCCCAGCGUUUCAAGGACCCAAUGCGGUCAUUCGAUGGGCUCCACAUGGUGGGCCAAGUGUCAGCAGGGGAGGGCGACUCUCUCAGCUCGGACGACGACCUGCUGCCCAGCCCCCUCCCACCAGGCGCCCUUUACCCCUCUGGCUACCCCUGUGGCCUGGGGGCUGAUGGGAAGGACAGCGAGGGCAGCACAGACAGUGAGGCGGACGAGCAAAACGCCGAAGAUGCUGGCUUGGCUGAGCAGGAGCUGUACACCCACAGGGGCUGUGCUGAUGCCCUGGAAAACUGAGGCCCUACAGAGGGAGAGAGGGGUCUCUAUCCUCCUGCCCCCCCUCUCUUCUAUCCUCCUGCCCCCCCCUCUCGCCCUCUCUGCCUCGGUCCCUCUCUCUCCCACCAUGCCUCGCUCAUUCCUCGUCCGCAGCAGGAAGGGAGGAUCUUACCCUGGUCUGAGGUUCAUGGGGGACAGUGACUGCAGAGCGGAGGAGCCUGGAGAACAGGGGCGAGCUCCCUACAGAGUCGUGAGCUGCGUGCAGGAGCUAAAGGGGAGCCCCUUGCUGAGGACCCCCCACAGCUGGGAGCCCCUGUACACACCCAGUGCCUUCCAGGAGCCGGCAGAGGCGCCGGCCUCGCCCCCGGGCCCCCAGACGGCCCUGCCCCACGCUGCCUCGCGCACGGAGCAGGGCUGUGGCCUGCCUCUGGCUGCAGAGGUGCAGUCUGCGCUGUCAGCCCCGCGCCCCCCCUGCCUGCCCUGGGCUCCUCUGCAAGAGAGUCCGGAGAGGGAGGGGGACCUGGAGAAACUCCUGCGCGCCCUGCUGAGCGAGAGCCGUGGGCAGGGCGAGAGCGGGGAGCCCCUGGGCUGCAAGCUGGCGCCCGGCCGGUGUCCCCUCUGUGGGAAGCUCUUCUCCUCCUCUCCUGGCCUGGAGACACACCUGCGCAGGUCACAUGUCAGCAGGCUGGCCCUCCCAUUGGCUGGCUACACCAAGGCUAGCAGCCAAUCGUAUGGCUUCAGGCCGGAACUGGGCAUCCAGUGCAGGGUCAAGGAGCGCAGUUUCAGCUGCAAGGUGUGCGGAAAGGUGUUCAAGCGCUCGUCCACGCUGUCCACUCAUCUGCUCAUCCACUCGGACACACGGCCCUACCCCUGCCAGUACUGUGGCAAGAGGUUCCACCAGAAAUCUGACAUGAAGAAGCACACCUUCAUACACACAGGUGAGAAGCCACAUGUGUGUCAGGUGUGUGGGAAGGCCUUCAGUCAGAGCUCCAACCUCAUUACUCACAGCCGCAAGCACAGUGGCUACAAGCCCUUCUCCUGCCCCUCCUGCUCCCGAGGCUUCCAGCGCAAGGUGGAUCUGCGGCGCCACCAGGAGGCCCACUGUGGGUACAGCAUGGCUAUCAACACCCAGAGCUGAAGUGGGUGAUGCCCACAGUGGGUCACGGGCCUGGCUUCACACACACACACACUCUUGUUGAGUGUCUUAGUUUCUGAGCUCCAUCUGGGCAGCUCAGAUGCCUCACUGUGUCUCCAUUCUACUGGACCAGAACCUCAGGGCCCAGGGCAACCGCCUUCAAAACACCUGUCCCACUGCGUUCAGCCUUUAAAGACUCACUCUGGACUGGGAGCCCAGCUGUGAUCUCUGGGCUGUAG